This is a messenger RNA of Quercus robur (English oak), 1797 nucleotides long. Its product is annotated as guanylate kinase 2-like. Gene Ontology annotation, molecular function: GMP kinase activity. The record is from RefSeq and is a predicted model, not a curated record. Lineage: Eukaryota; Viridiplantae; Streptophyta; Magnoliopsida; Fagales; Fagaceae. The transcript is spliced from 11 exons. Bases 391 to 1587 code for a protein of 398 amino acids. Gene Ontology annotation, biological process: purine nucleotide metabolic process. Gene Ontology annotation, cellular component: cytosol.
UUGUUGCGUGAAUUGAAUGCGACCAAAAAGACACCCCCUUUUCUCUCUUUUUCUCUCUCUAGAGCCUCAGAUAGAAAGAAGAAAGGAAUAGAAUCUCUUUCCUACAAAUACCAAGUGAGAAUAGAAUGCCUCUCAAUUUAUCUUGCGACUUCUUUUACAAGCCUUGUUCUUUUUUUCUUCCUAAGUUUGUUCUGAUUUGAUUUUCAGAGACUUAAGGUUGAAAAAGAACCCAUACACACAUACACACGCACCCCACCAACAAAAAAAAAAAAGUGGGCUUUCUUUAAAGUUUAAUCUCUCCUUAUAAAUACCAAUCACUGGUUUUUGACAAUAGAGGCCGCUGCUUAUUAUUCAAAGGGUGAAUCUAGAGUUUGUGGCAUAGAGUUCUCAAUGGGAGAAGCCCCAGCUUUCAUUGAGGAUGAUCUGCAGAAGGGUUUUUCAAAUGGGUUUGAUUUGAAAUCUAAGGAUUCAACACCAACUGUCAUUGGCAAUAAAGCAUACCUGAUUGAUGGAGCUGAUGAUGAAUCAAUCAGAGUUCAAGUUUUGGACCAUAGUAGAGGCGGAUGGGUGAAUCCUACUGUGCUAGGAACAAAACCCAAGCCAUGUAAAGGCCAUUCAGCAGUGCCUUUAAAUGAGGGUCAAAUAUUGGUUAUUCAGAAAGGUUCUAGCAUAGAUGAUGGCGUUUGGUUUCUUGAGGUGGACACCCAAUAUGUUAGGGAACAGAGAAAAAUAUUGGGGACUGAGGUUGUUGCUUGGAGCAAGGGUGUGAAGGGCAACGCCGAGAAGCCAGUUGUUAUCAGUGGUCCUUCUGGAGUAGGUAAGGGUACACUGAUAUCCAUGCUUAUGAAGGAAUUUCCAUCUAUGUUUGGAUUUUCUGUGAGCCACACAACCCGGGCUCCAAGGAACAUGGAGAAGGAUAGUAUUCAUUACCAUUUCACCGAACGAAGUGUUAUGGAGAAAGACAUAAAAGAUGGAAAGUUUCUUGAGUUUGCUUCUGUUCAUGGAAAUCUCUAUGGAACUAGUGUUGAAGCUGUUGAAGUGGUAGCAGAUGCCGGGAAGAGAUGCAUUCUUGACAUCGAUGUUCAAGGGGCAAGGUCUGUAAGGGCUAGUUCUCUUGAAGCUAUAUUCAUCUUUGUCUCCCCACCAUCAAUGGAGGAGCUGGAGAAGCGCCUCCGUGCAAGGGGGACAGAGACAGAGGAACAGAUCCUAAAGCGACUCCGAAAUGCUCGGGCAGAAAUGGAGCAAGGGAAAUCAUCAGGCAUUUUUGAUCAUUUCUUGUAUAAUGAUAAUCUUGAAGAGUGCUAUGAAAAUCUUAAGCAACUCUUGGGACUUGAUGGAAAUGUCACUGCUACCCCUAAAUCAUCACCAUAUGGGGUUGAUCUUCCUCUGGACUUGUCAAUUUCAAAAAUUGAUCAGAAAAUCAUCAUUAAUCGUGGAAAUCCAGAACUGAAAACUGCUACAAAGGACUUGAUUGGGUUGGAUUUGUCCACUCUCAAAGGAGGGGCACCUGGACGGACGAGAGGCCUAAAUGUUUAUGCCAUUGAUUCAAUUUCAGAUGAGUUGAAUGGAUUCAACCAGCUGAGCUAACGACUCCCAGCUUUGGCUAUACUAACUUGGGGUCUCAUUUUCAAAAAUUUUCUUUAAUCUUUCCUUUAUGUAACUUCAAAAGAGGAAAAGGUCAUAAUGUUCUAGAUGUCAUUAUGUGAGACCAUAGCAUUAUUUCCAUUCUUUGCUUGUUUGAGAAUAUUUGAACAUUUACCACUCCCAACUUGGGCAAUGAGAAAUGGAUUAUGAAUU